CUUCGUGUACCUGCCCACUUUGCAGAUACAAAACCCAAUCGAAUCCGCUGUAGCUUCAGCUCUCAUGUCACUAUCGCGGCCCCUCAUAUUCCGUGCCCUGCCCCGCAUACAACGCCAAACAAGAACUCCCUUCUCUACUUACACCAGACACCUACAAGACAACAAUACCACCACCAUGGCUGAAAGACCAACCGGACUCAAAGCAACCAGCGGCAUCGAGCUGCUCACCUUCCCUACUCCCAAUGGCGUGAAAGCUUCCAUUCUUCUGGAGGAGCUCAAGGCCGCCUAUGGAAAGGAAUACACAGUCCAGUCAAUCGAUAUCAGCAAAAACAUCCAGAAGGAGGAGUGGUUCACCAAGCUGGGUCCCAAUGGCCGUAUUCCCGUCAUAGUGGAUCACGACCAAGGUGGUUUUGCUGUUCAGGAAGGUCUUGCUAUCCUCGCGUACCUGACCCGUCACUACGAUCCCGACCACAAAUUCUCCUUCACAGACCCUCUCGACAUUAGCCGCGCUGAGCAAUGGAUGGCGUGGCAGCAUGGCGGACUUGGCCCCAUGCAAGGUCAAGCAAAUCACUUCAACAGGUUUGCCCCCGAGCGCAUCGCGUACGGUAUGCAGCGUUACACAGGCGAGACUGAGCGUCUUGUUGGCGUCCUUGACACCCACUUGAAGGACAAAGAGUACCUGGUCGGUAACAAAUACAGCAUAGCUGACAUCAACUCAUUCGGAUGGGUCAAUGCGCUGCGAUUCUCGGGUGUCGAAAUCAACAAUUUCCCUAACCUCAAAGCAUGGUGGGAGAGGAUCCUUGCCCGUCCCCAGGUCGCUGCAGGCCUGGCGGUACCCUUCGAUAUUGGGCUCGGAAACAACAAGUACCUGGAGAAGUUGGAGAAUGACAAGGAGUACGCGGAGAAGGAGAAGACGUUGAAGGAGCAGAUCCAGGCCGCCAAGGACAAGUAUGGGUACAAGUACUCAUCACCCUAAACAGUGUACGUGUGUAGCGUUUGUGAAAUGUGAGAAAAAUAGCAAAAGAACUAUCAAGUCCAAUUGAAAAGAGCCCAUUGCUGUUUUGCUGUACCCAAUCAUGGUUGUGUUGCAAUGCGGAGAGUCCGCCCAGACACUGAACAAGCGCAACAGGCACCAUGGCCCCACUCCAGCGCUUUGAACGGAUUUUUUCUCAGGCCAUAGAGACCGUUAUGGAACGCUCAUACAUCGUCCUUCCUUGAGAACAUCUGAAACCGCCUGGAAUAGACAUGUAAAACAACGCGUUGAGGUUUGGGAGAACGCUGGCCAAUCAUGCCCGGGCUGACCCCGGUCCCAAAGACUCACGAUACGCGGGCGCCUAUGACGGAGUGGCAGCGCCCACAGUGACAGGCCAGCGCUCACAGUACAACACAAUAGGAGCAAUAGACAGGCGCCCACAGAGCCAGCGCGCGACGCAAACGCGAUCAAGCGGGCCAUCUGGCCAGCGGCUUUCGGCUUCAAUGCGACAAUAUAUAAGAGAUGCAGCAGUCUUCACUCACUAGACACAGCUCACCGCAACAACACCACGUGCGCUUCACGGACGUCUUCCCUUUCAACUCUCUCACAUCUUCUCUUCUUCACGGCGAGCUGCGCUCCACUGUGCUUUUUUAUUUAAUUGUGAACAAACCUCUUGUUUGCUCCUUAUCUCUCUUUGUCCUGCAACCGCUCCCUCAUC
Molecule: messenger RNA, 1691 nt
Organism: Periconia digitata
Lineage: Eukaryota; Fungi; Ascomycota; Dothideomycetes; Pleosporales; Periconiaceae
Source: the annotation of a GenBank genome assembly